AUGUUUAAGGCUCUUGCAGUCGUAUUUAUUGCUGUUGUUGGUAUUGCUAGCGCAGCGAAUAGUAAAAAUAUUCAACGCGUUCACUCAAACUUCGGUGCUCCACAAGUACGUCUUGAUCUUUGCCCAACAUGUAUCAAUGCUGCUGAUCAAUCAAUUAAUAUUUUACUCAAUAUUAUUCUUGAUAGUGGUAUUAUUGGAACAUGUAGCACAUUAUGCUCCGCAUUAGCUCAAAAAACUGGUUCACAACUUCUUGGAACAAUCUGUGAUUUAGCUUGUGAUGUUUUUGGUAUUGAAGAAUUCAUCAAUUUAAUUGAAAAAGCUGAUCUCGAUCCAAUUUGGUAUUGUGAAAUGGCUAAAAUGUGUCCAAUUAACGACCAUGGUGAUGCUAAAAUUACCAAAUUUGCAGUUUUACCAGCUAGCGGACGACAAGGUACAACAUUCUCUAUUGACUUUACAUUCGUAUCAUUAAAUGGAACUGGUACUGGUGAAAUUGUUGUUGAAAUUCAUACACCAGAUAAGAUUCCACUUGGUGCUGGUUUCUUAUUAGAAGCUCAAAAACCUGGUACAUACAACGAACGAAUCACUGUUAAAGCUGAACCUGAUCCACAAUGUGAUCCAACACAAGAAGAAUGUGAACAAUGGUUACCAGGUACAUACAAUGUAACAAUCGCAGUUUGCAAUGGUGAAUGUGGUUCAAAACACCCCCAUUCACAAAUCUACGAUGAAGGCAAAAGUUCAUUUCAAAUUACUCAAUAA
Molecule: messenger RNA, 756 nt
Organism: Adineta steineri
Lineage: Eukaryota; Metazoa; Rotifera; Eurotatoria; Adinetida; Adinetidae
Source: the annotation of a GenBank genome assembly